Molecule: messenger RNA, 2196 nt
Organism: Cryptosporidium muris RN66
Lineage: Eukaryota; Apicomplexa; Conoidasida; Eucoccidiorida; Cryptosporidiidae
Exons: 1
Coding region: 1-2196 (731 amino acids)
Source: RefSeq, a predicted model, not a curated record
AUGCCUCGAAGGGGAGGUGUUGUAGUGAAAUUUGAACAUACACCAGAUGCAUACAUUGCAAAUCGAGAAGAGGGAGAGAAAGAUGCUAGAAAAAAGUUAGAAUGGGAAGGAGCUUCAAAAAAAGCUAUAUUAGCAGGUAAACACCGUCAUGAAUGCAAGGGUAAAGUUACAAAAUUUGGAUGGUGUAGUGAUGCUUUAUGCAGAAUGUGGUUUGAUAUGACUGAAUAUUUUGGCUUUUCCAGUGAUGAUAUAGUGGAUACAGAUAUAGAUUCAGCAAUACUAUCCGUUGCUGAUGGGGGCAGUGGUAUAUAUGAAAGGCUUCUAGUAUUAGGACAUCGUAUUAUAGACUCUUCAUCAAAAGAGUAUGCAGUUGCCAAGUAUAUUAGAAGUGGUCUAGAAGGAGUACCUACAGGAUCUGAAGAAAUUUUAAAUGAACAAAAUAAAAAACUUCUUGUAUUUCUCAAGAUGAGAUGGUUUACAAACAAUGCUACUUCUGUAACGACAUUGUCCAAGUUUGGACGCAAGUAUUUGCAUUAUUGCCGAGCUGAAAUUAACAAUGCCUCUCCUAGCUGGAAUGAUUCACGCAUAUCAAAAUAUAUCAAAUUCUGCAUUGCUUUUUGUCUCUACUGGCAAGGAUGUUUUGAUUGGAAUAAUCCACUACAUACUGAGGUAUAUAUAACUGAACAAUUUCCAUGGUUACAACAUUUCACCAGAUUAAUAGAUAUAGGAAUUAUCACACCUGCAGUACAACAUGAAGGUAUACUUGUAUCUAUUGAUAAGCUAAGGAAUGAAAGACUUCUCAAUAUUUUAUGGCAAUACUUUGGAUAUGAUAAAGUAAAAACUACAGUACCUCCGCGUAUAACUUAUAUUUUAGGGACACCUGAAGGUAUUACUCUACCAGAAGAGCGAACUGGUGAAGCUAUUAUAAAUCACUAUAUUGGACAUUAUCUUAAAACAAUAGCUACAGAGCAUGGACUCAAGGGGGUUGAUGCUUUGUAUUGGGUAGAACGAGAAAAAAACGCAAUAAUGGAAAGUCAUGCCAUUGAGCUCUUUUCUUUGAUAGAUCUAGAAAUGGGAGAAUUAUAUUUCAAUGGGAGUUCAGGCUCUAGUAAGAAAAAAUUUCAAAGAUAUAAGAGCUUACUCUUUUCAAUGGUUGCUAAUAUGUAUGUUCUAUCAGAUCAAGAUGAAGUUGCACAAAUUUGGAUUCAGGAAAUGGUUUCUCAAAUUCGACAAAUUCAGUUAUACAUCAUGGAAUUUCAGGAUAUUGUUGCAAAUGCAGAUUCUAUUAAGGAUUCUCUUUUUAAAAAUGCUAGUGUAAGUAGUAAUACCUUAGCAUAUUCAUAUGUUCCUAAAAUUCUAAUGCCUUCUGAACAUGAAGAGGAAGUUUCUUUACUUGAUAUUUUUGAUUCACAAGGUACUCAAGCAAUUGGUGCUUUCAAAAAAUACUUAACUACUUCUAAAGAGUAUAUUAGAAAUUUAAAAAACAAAAUUUCUGUAAGUGAUUGGUUCAAGAAGGGAUUCGUAAGUUGUGCAACCUAUAUACAUAAUGAUAAACAAAAUACCCUUCUUGAAGUAUCGUCGAAAGCUUUAAGUAAUGAAUAUACAACCAAUAUUGAAUCAAAUGAAGUAAAUUUAAAAGAUAAAUCUGAACAACUUCUAAUCAAUGAAGAAACUAAUAAGCAUAUAAUUAAGGAAGAACCAGGAUAUCAUAGUCAUAUACAUUGUAGCAAGGUAUUAUCGCCUAUUUUAGCUCCAGUUACAAUACAGCUUUCUUCCGACCACCCUAAGUUGGAGAUUCGUCCCAUAUCACUGACUUUAAUUAACGAUAAAGGAGAACCUGUUAACUUUACUCUCAAUGCAAACUCAAAAGUAUUAGAUGGGGGGAUUAUCAAACCUUUAAAAGACAUCAAUUCUAACUAUAAUGUACAUACUAUAGGAUCUAGAGAGGAUUUGACUCCGACUUCUCAAAAUUUAAAUAAGCAUAAAACUUCUAUAUUUUCAAGAAAUAUUAAUAAACUCCAAAAUGAUUACCUAAGCUCAGUUAGGAAUAGCUGGAAUGCUGCUACAAAUUAUAUUACUAAUAGUCAACAUUUCAGAAGUUGUACUAUGCAGGGCUAUGGUUGCAAUACUCCCUCUGUAUCAUUUAAACUCCCAAGAACAAAUCCUUUUCAAGUUUAUACCACUGAAAAUCACUAA